Molecule: messenger RNA, 613 nt
Organism: Brassica oleracea var. oleracea
Lineage: Eukaryota; Viridiplantae; Streptophyta; Magnoliopsida; Brassicales; Brassicaceae
Product: auxin-responsive protein SAUR21-like
Exons: 1
Coding region: 146-436 (96 amino acids)
Biological process (GO): response to auxin
Source: RefSeq, a predicted model, not a curated record
UCCAGGGUAAUUGUCAGUCCAUCAAUGUAUUUAUACAUCCAGGAACCAAGUCUUCAAAUCACCAAGUAGUAAAGAAAGCAAUCCAAACAUUGAAUAUGAGCAUCUAACACUUCUUUCAGAAGCUUCAAAUUUCAAGACACAAGAAAUGGCUUUGUUCAGAGGUCUCUUGGGUGCCAAGAGGAUUAUUGGCCUUUCUGUAGCGGCUACAAGCAAAAAGACAGUUUCAGCUCCAAAGGGGUUUCUUGUGGUGUACAUUGGGGAAGACAAUGUCCAGAAGAAGAGAUUUUUGGUGCCAGACUCAUAUCUAAACCAGCCUUCUUUUCAAGCUCUUCUCAAUAAAUCCGAGGAAGUAUUUGGAUUUGAUCAUCCAAUGGGUGGCUUGACAAUCCCUUGUCCUGAAGAUACCUUCACCAGUGUGACUCCCCGGUUUCAGUAAUGUUCUAGAAGAAUAAAGAUCUGACAUUAGUUUGCCCGAGUUAGAGAUAGAAUUAUUCAAUGUAAAUAUGUUAACUGUUUUACCAUUUUUUUUAAAAAAAAUAUGUUAACUUUUUCUUCUUUCUUUGUGAAAGAAAGUUAUUCAAGAGAUUACAAAGCUCAAAUGUGUAUUCCAUAU